AUGGCUCCUCCUUCGCAGCUUGCAAUCGCAACCUCAGCAGUAAACCGCCUUGUCAAGGAAGAGGCUAGCUACCACAAGGAGCUCGAACAGCAACAAGCCCGCAUCGAAAAGCUCAAGCAGGCCAGUAGCGAUGAGGAAAAUGCCGAAUGGAACUUGAAGCAGGAAAACAGGGCACUUGAAGAGACCAAGGCCAUCUUCCCUCAAUUGCGCAACCGUAUCCAAGAAUCUCUGGCCAAGCUUGAGCAACAACUCGGUGAACAGAACAGCCCCGAAGAAAUUACAAAGGCAAAGGAAGCCGUGGCAUCGGCCAAGAAAGCCAUCAGAGAGACUUCUUAA
Messenger RNA from Aureobasidium musti, 336 nucleotides. The record is from the annotation of a GenBank genome assembly. Lineage: Eukaryota; Fungi; Ascomycota; Dothideomycetes; Dothideales; Saccotheciaceae.